AUGAUGCACAACCUUAGGUGCCAAUUGGCAUUCUCCAACCACAUGUAUGUGUAUGUAGAAAGUGGGCAGGUCUUGCAAGGCCAUUCAGCACAAAACCCCGCUGGCAACGAUGUGAUUGGUAUUGACUUAUGUACCACAAACUCUUGUGUUGUUGUCAUGGAAGGAAAGAACCCAAAAGUUAUUGAGAAUGCUGAGGGUGCUCGGACCACUCCAUCAAUGGUUGCUUUUAGCCCAAAAGGAGAGCUACUCGUUGGUACACCAACAAAACGUCAGUCUAUCACCAAUCUGACAAACACGCUUUUUGGAAUGAAGCGUCUAAUUAGUAGACGUUUUGAUGAUCCUCAGACACAAAAGGAAAUGAAAAUGGUUCCUUUUAAAAUUUUCAGGGCACCAAAUGGAGAUGCUUUGGUUGAAGCCAAUGGGCAGCAGUACUCCCCAAGCCAAAUUGGAGCUUUUAUUCUGACUAAGAUGAAAGAAAGUGCAGAGGCCUAUCUUGGGAAGUCUGUAAACAAAGCCUUGGUCAUAGUUCCAGCUUAUUUUAAUGAUGCUCAAAGACAGGCUACCAAGGAUGCUGGGAGAAUUGCAGGCCUUGAUGUGCAGAGAAUUAUUAAUGAGCCUACGACUAUAUCAAAUGGUGUCUUUGAGGUGAAAGCCACCAAUGGUGACACAUUUUUGGGAGGAGAGGAUUUUGAUAAUGCACUGUUGGAAUUUUUGGUGAGCGAGUUCAAGAGAACUGAGGGAAUUGAUCUAGCAAAAGACAAGCUUGCUCUGCAGAGACUUCAAGAGGCGGCUGAGAAAGCAAAGAUAGAGCUUUCUUCAACGUCUCUGACUGAAAUCAACUUACCUUUUAUUACUGCCGAUGCAUCUGGGGCUAAGCAUUUGAAUAUAACAUUGAGUAGAUCAAAGUUUGAGGCUUUAGUGAAUCACUUGAUCGAGAGGACUAAGUCUCCUUGCAAGAAUUGUUUAAAGGAUGUUGGCAUUUCAACAAAUGAGGUUGAUGAAGUUCUCCUUGUUGGAGGAAUGACCCGUGUACCUAAAGUCCAGGAAAUUGUUUUAGAAAUCUUUGGUAAGUCGCCAAGUAAAGGUGUGAAUCUUGAUCAGGCAGUUGCCAUGGGAGUUGCCAUUCAGGGUGGUAUCCUCUGCAGCGAUGUGAAAGAGUUGCUUCUCCUCGAUGUUACUUAUCUAUAUCUUGGUAUUGAGAUACUAGGAGGCAUCUUUACCAGUUUGAUCAAUAGAAAUACCACCAUUCCCACAAAGAAAAGUCAAGACGAUGCGGACCAAAAAAUCCAUUACAAAUCCGAAUGGCAUCGCUACAACCUCAAACGCAAGGUUGCAGGUGUUCCUGGAGUAACUGAAUCACUUUUUCUAGCAAGACAAUCUGCUCUUGCAGAAGAGAAAAAGAAAUUAGAUGAAACCCCCUUGAUGUAUAGUUGUGGCCUUUGCGGGAAAGGAUACAGAAGUUCCAAAGCUCAUGCUCAGCAUCUACAAUCUAAAAGUCACUUGAUUCGGGCUUCCGAAGGAACAAGCAACAAUGAAGGGGCUACAAUAAUCAAGCCUCUAGUGCGUCGUGUUGCAAGAGAGUCUCCACAUCAUGUAGAGCAGGAAGUUGAAGAAAGUGAAGAGAGUGAAGAGAGUGAAUGGGAAGUGGUGGAUUCAGAGGAUGAAUUAGUUGGAGAAGCCGCUGAUUCUUUGACACAAUUAAAAGUAAAGGAGCACAACUCAAAUGAUGCUAUGGAUGAGGAUGGCAUAGACGAUGAUGAUGAAUUGUUGGAUGCGUCCUGUUGCUUCAUGUGUGAUUUACAACACGAUACAAUAGAGAGCUGCACGGUUCACAUGCACAAACAGCACGGGUUUUUCAUUCCAGAUGUUGAGUAUCUGAAGGAUCCUCGUGGGCUUCUAACAUAUCUUGGACUUAAGGUCAAGAGAGAUUUUAUGUGUUUAUACUGCAACGACAGAUGUCAUCCUUUCAGUAGCUUAGAGGCAGUUCGGAAGCAUAUGGAGGCAAAAAGUCAUUGCAAGGUGCAUUAUGGGGAUGGUAGUGAAGAUGAAGAAGCAGAAUUGGAGGAAUUUUAUGAUUACAGUAGCAGUUACGUGGAUACAGAUGGGAAGCAGCUAAUUGCAGUCAAUGAUACGAGCAACACUGUUGAACUUGGUAGUGGUGGCUCUGAGCUCGUUAUAACCAGAAGAAAUGAUGGUGCAAUAUCAACCAGAAUGCUUGGAUCAAGGGAGUAUUUAAGAUACUACCGUCAGAAACCGCGUCCAACACCUGCAAAUAAUACUGCAAUCACUGCUGCACUAGCCUCAAGGUAUAAGAGCAUGGGCUUGGCAACUGUCCAGUCGAGGGAGCACAUGGUUAGGUUGAAAGUAAUGAAGGCGAUGACUAAAUCUGGGGUCGAGGCUAUGCGCUCUAAGAUUGGUAUGAAGAGUAACGUUAUCCGCAACCUUCCCAAUAAUGUACCAUAUUAG
Molecule: messenger RNA, 2466 nt
Organism: Fraxinus pennsylvanica
Lineage: Eukaryota; Viridiplantae; Streptophyta; Magnoliopsida; Lamiales; Oleaceae
Source: the annotation of a GenBank genome assembly